UAUUUCAGCACUGAAGGAUUAGCGGAAGUUUAUUAUUAUGUUUCUGGAGUUUUUUAUUCAUAUAUUUGCAUGCAUUUUUCAAUUUUCAUGUGUGCUAAUACAUUUAAGAAUGCCUGAAAAGAUACCAUUUUAAGCCGGAUCAUAAGUGAUGAGUUGAUCAUGUGCUUAUAAAUACAAACGCUUAAAGGUACUUAACAUUCAGUGUAGAACAUCAUAACGUUAAGUAAAUUACGCAGACGUAAUGGCGGAUACUAUUUCUUGUGCAGUUCUUAUUGUUUUCCUUGUGUGCGGUUCGAAUUGUAGAAGUAUUGUCAGGAGAGAGGUUCCAUCUGUUUCAAACGGGCAAAUUGUUGGAACAGUCGGGUCGCAUCAUAUUGUUGAGGCAUCCGGUUUAGCUGCUAGUCGACAACACCCAGGUUUACUUUAUACUCACAACGAUCACGGUUCUGACGCGGAAAUCUUUGUCAUCACCAAGACUGGACACCGAGAAUCCACCAUCACAUUGACGGGAAUCACUCACAACGACCUUGAAGAUAUUGCUCUUGGUCCAUGCGCUGCCGGAAGCGCUGAUGAUUGUUUAUACAUAGGCGACAUUGGCAACGCGGGUGGCCAUGCAAGAAACAAUGUGUAUCGAGUCCGAGAGCCGAGCGACCUUCAACAUGAUACAACAAUCCACGUCUCAGAUAAGGACAAACUAGAGUUUAAAUGGAAUGAGACAGAUAGUGAGACAAUAAUGGUGGACCCAAAUGCAAACCUGUACAUCAUAUCAAAGGCACCUAAUGGACGAGGUAUCAUUGCACAGUUGCCUAAUUCAGCCUGGGGAACGGGUAACAGAGUGGCGAUUUCUUCGACCGCACAACUGAACAUUGACUCCACCCAUAAUGACCCCGUGGGAGGUGAUAUUUCACCCUCAGGGAAUAGGGUUCUCAUAAAGGCUCAGGAGAGCGUGUACUAUUGGGACGUCAUGGCCGAACACGACUAUCUUAGCGUACUGCAGACCCCGGGGGUCAAGCUACCUUACAUUCAGGAGCCCAAGGGUCAGAGUAUCUGCUGGAGCGCUGACGAACAUGGCUAUUACACCCUCGGAGAAGGAAAGGACCAGCCACUGUAUCUUUACACAUUUACAGAGUCGCCUAUUGUGGGAUAAACUGCGACUCUCUUUUUCCAUGACUCAACUUCACAACAUCGCCACCCAUUAUAUUAUACAAGCAUCAUUGCACAUGGGCAUAAAUAUUUUUACUUGAUAUGUAUUCUAGGCCGGUAUAAAUGUCAUGCUAUUUUAUUAUAUUAAAAAUUGGAACAAAACGCAUAUCACCUUUCAUUAUUUCAGUGGGUUAUAUGUUAUUAAAUGAACCUACAAACUAGAGCACGCGAAAGAAACUUUACAUGAGCAUGUAAAAGCGAUUCUAUGAUAUUUAUAGGCUACUAAUUAAAUAAAAAAGUGCUUGUUUUAACAUGUUCAAAACUUAACUAGAAAGCUAAGGUUUUAUUUUGAGCAACAAUUGUAAAUUGUAACUGCCAUGUGCCUGUCGUCCAUUGUGUUAAAGUGACUCAAAUAUACUCAGUGUUACAUGUAAUUUAAGAACAAUGGAGUAAGAGUAUUUGAAUUGAUAUUGAAUUGAAUUGAUAUACUUUUUAAUUUAUUGUAUUAUAGCUUUUGUAAACAAAAAUAAAUUACAUACUGAAUAAAUCGUCCAAAUACAAAUCAACGGAAGAAAAU
Dreissena polymorpha is the source of this 1720-nucleotide messenger RNA. RefSeq lists its product as uncharacterized. NCBI's taxonomy places the organism in Eukaryota, Metazoa, Mollusca, Bivalvia, Myida, Dreissenidae. The transcript is spliced from 6 exons. Bases 242 to 1147 code for a protein of 301 amino acids. The record is from RefSeq and is a predicted model, not a curated record.